AGGAUCAGGCGGAAGCAGCGGAGGAAGCCCCUGUGGCCGUGCCGCUCUGUGUGCACGCCGGAAGGGAGCGACGGAGCGCCAGGGCCGGUUCUUCUCGGUUCCCUUCGCCGCCGGCUGCUCGGGUUGCCUGGGAAUUAGCACUGUUGGUGAAUGAGAUUAGUACGAAGACAUUGUAGCAAUAGUUCACUGUGAUCAUGGAGCAAACUCCACAAGAGAUGGAAGAAACUGAGCCAUGGUAUUUUCAGAAAAUGUAUGCAAGAUAUUGGAAGCACUAUGAUUUAGCUAUGCGCUGGAUGCGUAGGCACCAGGAAGCCUACAGGAAAGCCAUGGAGUCCCUUUGUCACGUACCAUGGCCACCUUAUGCAGCUUCUCCAAGUAGCCGCUACUCAGAUUGGGAUGGGGAUGACCCCUCGUGUACCCACAACCAUUUUUUCAACUAUGGCCCACAUGGCAGAGCUCAGCGGCGCAUGGAUGCCCAGCCAAGGAAGGAGCAUGAUGACAGGGAGGAGGAAGAGGAAGACUCUGAAGUGGAGGAAGACUCAGAGUCUGAAGGGGAGUUUGAAUAUGACCUGAGUAACAUGGAAAUCACAGAGGAACUUCGCCAGUUUUUUGCCCAAACAGAGAGGCAUCGGGAAGAACUACGGAGACAGCAGCAGCUGGAAGCUGAGCAGCAAGAAAUGUAUGUGGAAGCUGAUCAAGACCUUUACAGAAACACGAAGCGUUCUGUGGAGCCACCUGCAGAAAGGCCUGGGGAGAGAAGAAUGGCAGAAAUGGAGAAACUGUACGGUGAUGAAGCUGCCAAAAUCCUUGCUAUGGAGACUGCCAUGCAGCUUAUCUUUGAUAGAAAUUGUGACAAAAAACAGCCCAAAUACUGGCCAAUUAUUCCUCUCAAGUUGUGAGUACCUGGACUGUGCUCUGACCUGGCAUAUAGCUGUAGGGACAGUUGCCUCAAGCUGUGCUACUGAAAGAAUAAACUGCUCAUGCUAGUUUUGGAUUGGUUUUAGGGGAGGAUCCAGCAAGGACAGGGUGAUUUUUUUUCUCUCUCUAUUCCUUUUACAUCAUCUGUAGUGAUGGUCAGUUCAUUUACAUACAUACCAUUGCCAAUUAGUAAAGGGGAGAGAUAGCACUGUAACUGUCUGAAGUUUGUUUCACUCAUUUGAUGUCAUCCUGGCUUGACCAUGCAGGUGAGAAAUGUGACAACAUCUAAUGAACUGGAAGAAAUUAACAGCAAUUACAAAGUGAAAAAGGCUAUACAAAUUGUCAGCUCAUUCCAUUUAGGAAACUAAGUCGUCUUAUUCUUUAGUCUUAUUUAAUAUAGCAGCAUUUGGAUCCAGCUUAACGCAACACAGCUUGAAGUGUUGUGUCUCCUAAUCUUUUGAUUUUUUUCUCUUUGAGAGCCAGGAGCCCAGUGGUCAAGACACAACAUAUCAGAUUACUGUAGCCUGGCCAUUGGAAUUCCUUUUUCAAAGGCUCAUAAUAAAGCAGGAAGUUUUUCUUCAAGACUGAUACUUGCCUGGCAGGAGUUCAGCUCUAACAGAAAAUUAGAUAGGAAAAUGUUUUAAUGAAGAAGGUGGGGAGUUUGGGGGAAGAGCUUGAUGCGGUCCUGUCUGUUAGAGAUAUUUCUAGCAAAAGAGAUCCCUAAAAGGACAAAAUGCUUUUUGAGCCAAUGCCAACAAUUAUUUUUGCCAUUCUAAUAGAAACGUCUUAUUGAUUUGAAGCUUGAAGGAAGAUGUAUCAGUCUUUAACUGUGAAGAACUGUUGCUACAUACUGCUGCGUGCUGAAGUUCUGUAGUUUGUUUUAAGCACUAUUACCAUGGCAGAGCAAAGGAUCAGCACGCUGUUUUACUUACGACAAACAUUUGUGUGCCUUUUCUCCACAGCAGAGAAAGUCACAGCUGAAAUUAACUUCUCAUGCCAUUGUGUUUGGUUUUCUCUGCUGCAGUCAGCUGCUCCAAACCAAAUCUGAGGUGCAGUUUGGAGACUUGGUUUUCACUAGUAGUUAACCAUGCUUUUUAAAUCAGUGUUUUGAGUUCAGUUCUGCCUCCUUCACUCUUCAUUAGGUGUGAAGAGAUGGAGUUAAACACUGAAAUUAAAAUCCACCGAUGUUCAAGACUUGUUAGGGAUGUGAUUGAUGAUAUGAAUAAGUCACGCUUGACACAUGAGGGAGGCAUGUUCUGAAUUACAGCCCCACAUUUGUCUUCACUCUUGUUUUUUGUUGGAUUUUGUCAGAAAUCUAGUAUUUUGUAUGGACUUCCUUGUUGACCAAUAAAUGUUCUUAAUGACGUAUUGUAAUUGGUUUAAAAUGAAAACAAACAAAAAUUCUGCACUCCAGUUCUCAGAUCUAAAGCCGUCUCUUUGCUGCUGUAUUGGUUAGAGAGAGUUGCAUUAAAACUAGUCACAGUUUUAACAUAGUAAGAAGCACAAAGAGUGUUGACAGGACUUUCAAAGGAAUGCCAGUCAGUACCAUACCACAGAAUAUGGUACAAAAUGGGCAGGAGAGCCCAAUCCUAUGCACAGUAUUCUCUGUUUCCAUUGUGGUGGUGAUGUCUCCCCUGCACAGUUCACUAAAGAAUGAAAGGAUGCUUAGGACUGGGCAGUUCUUGAUUUCAACCCAGUUCUUACCAUGGAUGUUUCUGGAUCCAACUGGUUCUGCUAGCAGAAGCUGAAAUCCUUAUCUCCUAAAGUAGUUAGGAGAUAAGACCCCAUACAAGACAAACAUUGAAUUCCUUUUUCACUUCAGAUAAAAUAUACAAGACAUUUUUCUGCCUUUGUUUUCUGUAACUGUUUCUAAGAGGUUUCUAAUAUGUGCUGUGAGGUUGGAAGUAAAGAGAUCUGGAUAAAAUGUUUCCUAAGAACUUUGCACUAAGAUUGAGUGAGAGGAAUCCACUGUUGGAGAUGGUGCCAAAUAAUCUCUUCAGUGCCCUCAGAUUUCAGGAGACAGGCAGUUGCUGGUGAGCUCUAUUUUGCCCGUUAUUCAGUAGAACCUGGAGAUUUUGUGUUACAGUUUAUUCCAUCUCCUGUGUCAUUUUAGACUUCUAAGAAGUAUUUCAAAAAAGCAUCGUCAUGGAAGCAAGGUAAUUGCAACUCAAAAAUGCGUAAUGCCUGUACCGCUCUUCUCUCCUGCGUGAAUGUAUGAUGCUGAAAUCCUCAA
Messenger RNA from Coturnix japonica (Japanese quail), 3151 nucleotides. RefSeq names its product gem nuclear organelle associated protein 8 (gene GEMIN8). Gene Ontology annotation, biological process: spliceosomal snRNP assembly. NCBI's taxonomy places the organism in Eukaryota, Metazoa, Chordata, Aves, Galliformes, Phasianidae. Gene Ontology annotation, cellular component: SMN complex. The record is from RefSeq and is a predicted model, not a curated record.